AUGUUAACACUACCGUUUGACGAGUCUGUCAUAAUGCCCGAAUCCCAGAUGUGCAGAAAGUUUGCUAGACAAUGCGAGGAUCAGAAACAAAUUAAGAAGCCAGAGAGCUUUCCCAAACAAGUUGUCCUUCGAGGAAAGAGCAUUAAACGGGCCCCUGGAGAAGAAACCGAGAAAGAGGAGGAGGAAGAAGACAGAGAAGAAGAAGAUGAAAAUGGCUUGCCCAGAAGGAGGGGUCUCAGGAAAAAAAAGACCACCAAACUACGCCUGGAAAGGGUCAAGUUCAGGAGACAGGAAGCCAAUGCGCGCGAGAGGAACCGGAUGCACGGCCUCAAUGACGCUCUGGACAAUUUGCGAAAAGUGGUCCCCUGUUACUCUAAAACCCAAAAACUGUCCAAAAUAGAAACUUUACGGCUGGCCAAAAACUACAUCUGGGCACUUUCCGAAAUUCUGAGGAUUGGCAAGAGACCAGAUCUGCUCACGUUCGUCCAAAACUUAUGCAAAGGUCUUUCCCAGCCAACGACAAACUUGGUGGCAGGCUGCUUACAGCUCAACGCCAGGAGUUUCCUGAUGGGUCAGGGUGGGGAGGCUGCACACCACACAAGGUCACCCUACUCCACAUUCUACCCACCCUACCAUAGCCCUGAGCUGGCCACUCCCCCAGGGCAUGGGACUCUUGAUAAUUCCAAGUCCAUGAAGCCCUACAAUUACUGCAGUGCGUAUGAAUCCUUCUAUGAAAGUGCUUCCCCUGAGUGUGCCAGCCCUCAGUUUGAAGGUCCCUUAAGUCCUCCCCCAAUUAACUAUAAUGGGAUAUUUUCCCUGAAGCAAGAAGAAACCUUGGACUAUGGCAAAAAUUACAAUUAUGGCAUGCAUUACUGUGCAGUGCCACCCAGGGGUCCCCUUGGGCAGGGUGCCAUGUUCAGGUUGCCCACCGACAGCCACUUCCCUUAUGACUUACAUCUGCGCAGCCAAUCCCUCACUAUGCAAGAUGAAUUAAAUGCAGUUUUUCAUAAUUAA
Alexandromys fortis (reed vole) is the source of this 1014-nucleotide messenger RNA. It is a transcript of the gene Neurod6, whose product is annotated as neuronal differentiation 6. Gene Ontology annotation, cellular component: nucleus. The transcript has a single exon. Gene Ontology annotation, biological process: nervous system development; sensory organ development; axon development. The record is from RefSeq and is a predicted model, not a curated record. NCBI's taxonomy places the organism in Eukaryota, Metazoa, Chordata, Mammalia, Rodentia, Cricetidae. Bases 1 to 1014 code for a protein of 337 amino acids. Gene Ontology annotation, molecular function: E-box binding; protein dimerization activity; DNA-binding transcription factor activity, RNA polymerase II-specific.